This is a messenger RNA of Aspergillus steynii IBT 23096, 1959 nucleotides long. RefSeq lists its product as uncharacterized. NCBI's taxonomy places the organism in Eukaryota, Fungi, Ascomycota, Eurotiomycetes, Eurotiales, Aspergillaceae. The record is from RefSeq and is a predicted model, not a curated record. Bases 1 to 1959 code for a protein of 652 amino acids. The transcript has 2 exons.
AUGGAGUCGCCAACAAAGCUGUUGUCGAGUCCGACAAAAGCACUCAACCCCCUCUCGCCAGAACGAAUAAAUCAACAACAACCACCGCCCCAAUCCCCCUCGCAAUCAGCCGACAUUUUCAAUCUUCACCGGAAGAGCGCUACGGCUGCCUCGGAUGUACAAUCCAAGGUCGCCUUUCUCAACAACCUAUCGCGGACAGGUAGUCCAGCAGGGGCACCACAGCAGUCCGCCAGCGCAGCCGCCGCUCUUCAGAGAGCCAUUCUUGGACGCGAGGAAGCAGAAUCCGCGCUAUCCAAAGCAUCCGCUCAACUUUCUGAGGCACAGUCACGCGAGCGUCGUAUUAGUGAGCGCCUCGAGUCGUUGCUGGAGGAGUUGCAAGCAUCCAAGGAGCGCAAAGCCCACGAACGAACGAUAUUCGAGAAGGAAAUCCGGAAAGCACGAAAAGAGGCGUUCCGUGCAGGAUCGACUUUGGUGAAAACGCAGGAAGAUUUGAAAGAAGCACGAGCCGAGGCCAAGGGGUUUAAGGAGGAACUCGAAGUGGAGCGGAAAUCGAAAGACAAAGCCAAACAGGAGGCCUUCGAGCGGGCGUACGCAAUUGCUGGACUCACCGAGGAGCUCGAGGAGCUGAAAGCGCGGCUGCGCGCGGCCGAAGCCAAAAACAAUGCCGACCCCCUGAAGCUUCACGAUCGGGCACUGCGCAAAGAGGAGGGCUCACGGGUGUCUUUGGCAGAAGGCGACCUGGCGCUGCUUGCAACCCCGGCGUCUCGGAGACCGAAGAGAUCUGCAGAUUAUUUGGCCGACUUCCCCAGUGAGGAUUUGCAGGAAACGCCCACGAAGCAGACACCCCCGAAGCGAUUAAGAUUAUCGGAUGUGACACCUACAGCGGACAAGACAGUGGAUCCCCAAGAACCCCCCAAACAACUUGCACAAGCCAUGGUCGAGAAACUCAAGAUCUCCCUUAGACUGGAAAAACAACUGAGAGAGAACGCAGAGGGCCUGGCCGAAUUCUUGCGCAUGGAAUGCCAAUUCAGACGUUGCUCUUGCCGCAUUGUGGAGGAACUGGACAACGUUCCUGCCCAGGCACAGAUCGAAAAUGCGAGCACUGAAGUCAAGACGGAAAAUGGCGAAAAACAUAACCAAGCUCCUACUCGACAGACCCCCAACAUGGAACUUCUCGACUCCUCAGUCCCGGAUCAACUCCCUCCUGUUCAGCAUUUCCCAAAGAACGAUUCGUCGGCCUUCCAAAGCAUUCGAGAAAAGACACCACCGCCCGUGAAGCAAGCGCCGGUAGGGCUAAACGAUGAUUCAGACGAACCCCUGAUUACUUUCUCCCCCAUUACCGGGACCUUCCAAAAGAUUCCAUCCCCAGUGCGAUCCGCGAAGAAACACCCUUUCAUCCCCCCAAUGUCCCCUGUCGAGUCCGCCAAACGCCAGCCCACCAGCCCUCUUGCAAAGUACGAGAUCACCCAGGAAGAGGAGCCUGCUGAAGAUUUCGAAGCCGAGUCUGCCGUGCGGGCCCCAGUCCGCUUCUCACCAACUCCUGCCCAUACGUCCCGGGAUCAUCGGCCCCCGAUGAUGGAAGCCCCCAAGAGGGAACCUAAGAAGGAACUUAAGAAGGAACUUAAGAAGGAACCCAAGAAGGAGGAAACUGUCAAAAGAGUCCCUCUCAAAAAAGAGGGCUCAAUGCCGGAUCAGAGCACUACCGGCUCGGGAACACCCAUCAGCCGCGAAGCAGCACUUGCACAGAUCAAGGCGCGCAGAAAUCGGGCCAACACGACGAAACGUUCUGCCAGCGCCAUGGAAACCUCCCGUCGCGCGCCGGGAACUAGUAAACCAACCACAUCGGACUCAGCUCGUCGUAUCCCUGGCGUACACAACCCGCAACGAAGGAGUGAGACUGGUGACAUGCGGAGCCGAAGAGACUUGAGCGCACCAAUUCGGCUGACGCAUCGGCGGUGA